CUUCUCUCUAUCUUCUUCAAGCAUCCAAAUCCCUUGAGGAUGCCACCUCUUCCUCAGUCUCCACUUCCUCUCCGAUGAUUUCGACACUCCAGAUCCUCAUGCCCAUCCAGUUCUCGCCAUCGUCGUCUUUAAAGUUCAUUUUUUUCAUCCGUUUUCUAUCGAUUUCCACACCUUUCUCUCGUUUCUCGCAUGCCUCAACCUGAAAGCAAACUACUUUCUUGAUGCAUUUCUGGUGGGUGUGAGUUCAUCAAUCAUCUACCUGUUCGAGGAACUUCGUCAAUGGCGUUCUCCGCAUUAUUAGUCCACCCCUGUGUUCUUCCUGCUAAACCUAUCUUCGAAUCGCACCCCCUGCAGCACAAGUCAUUACCUUUUGCAUCGUUUGCGUCCAUCCGAGGUCUUGCAUCAUUGUCGACGGCUUUUGAUUCCAACCCUAUGCGUCAACUUCCUCCCAAUUUCACACCAAAAGAUCUCCUUGGCAUCAUUUUCCGGCAGAGAGAUGCAGAAGCUUCUCUUGAUCUUCUUAAUUGGGCGCUAUUGCAAUCACACUUCAGGCCAACGCCUUCUGUUUUCGAAGAAGUCCUUCGACAACUGGGAAAGGUGAGAUCCUUUGAGAAAAUGAAAGCUUUACUAGAAGAGAUGCGACAGGAAGGAUGUGAAAUUAGUCAAAGUACUUUUCAGAUCUUUAUAGAAAGCUACUCGAGAUUUCAACUGUUUGAUGAAGCUGUUGAUGUAGUUGUCAAUGCAAUGGAUGAAUUAGGAGUUGAGGCAGAUACAUAUAUUUACAAUUUUCUGCUUAAUAUUCUGUUGGAGGCCAACAAGAUUAAGCUGAUUGAAUUAGUGUACUCUACGAUGACUACUAAAGAAAUCCGGCCAGAUGUCUCUACCUUUAACCUUGUGAUUAGUUCUCUUUGUAAAGUUUAUCAAAUGAAGGCGGCUAUUGCGAUGAUGGAGGAGAUGUACAACUAUGAUUUGUCACCGAACGAGGUCACUUUCACCAUCCUGAUGCAAGGCUUCAUUGAGGAGGGUAAUAUGGAUGCUGCACUGAAUGUAAGGACUAGAAUGUCGGAAUUGGGAUGCUCUCCGACCAAUGUCACAGUUAAUGUCUUGAUAAAUGGGUACUGUAAACAGGGAAAACUAGUAGAAGCUCUUGUGUUUUUGCAAGAGGAGUACGCCGAGGGCUUUCGGCCUGAUAAUUUCACAUUUAAUACUCUGGUUAAUGGAUUAUGCCAAGCUGGACGUAUGGCUGAUGCUCUGGAAAUUCUAGAUGUGAUGCUUCAAGAAGGGUACGAUCCUGACAUUGUAACUUAUAAUACGGUAAUUGGAUGGUUGUGUAAGAUGGGAGAGACAAAAGAAGCUAUGGCUAUCUUGGAUCAGAUGGUGAGGAGAGAAUGCUUACCAAAUAAGGUUACUUACAAUACUUUAAUAAGCACAUUAUGCGCAGAGAAUCGACUUGAAGAGGCAAUGGAAUUUGCUCGAGAACUCCCUCUUAGAGGCCUUUUACCAGAUGCAUAUACUUUCAAUGCUUUGAUCAGUGGUCUCUGUAAGGCUGGCAAUCUCGAAGUUGCUUUGCAGAUGCUCGAGGAGAUGAAAAAUAGUGGAUGCCCUCCGGAUAAAUAUUCUUACAAUAUACUGAUUGACCACCUUUGUUCGAUCGGGAAGUUAGGGAAGGCUUUAGCAUUGCUGAAGGAAAUGGAGGCAAAUGGCUGCUCGAGAAGUGUUGUGACAUACAAUACAGUCAUUGAUGGCCUUUGCAAGAACAGGAGAAUCGAGGAAGCUGAAGAUUUAUUUCACGAUAUGGAGAUACAAGGUGUCGCGAGGAAUUCGGUGACCUUUAAUACCAUCAUUGAGGGCUUAUGCAAGAAUGAUAAGGUUGAUGAAGCGACAGAGCUUAUGGAUCAGAUGAUACUUGAAGGACUGAAACCUGAUAAGCUCACUUACAAUUCAUUGCUCAGACAUCAUUGCAAGCAUGGGAAUAUAAAGAAAGCAGCAGAUGUUGUUCAAACUAUGAUAUCAAAUGGAUGCGAACCUGAUAUUGUUACAUACGGAACUCUAAUAUGGGGUCUUUGCAAAGCAGGUAGAACACAAGUUGCCUAUAAGCUUCUUAGAUCUUUACCGAUGAAAGGAAUGCUUCCGACUCCAAAAACAUACAAUCCUGUGAUCCAAGCGCUCUUUAAGCAACGGCAAACGAGGGAAGCCCUCAGACUCUUCAGGGAGAUGAUAGAGAAGGCUGAACCACCAGAUGCUAUAACAUAUGAUAUAGCCUUCCGCGGUUUGUGUUGUGGAGGAGGACCGAUUGGAGAAGCCACUGAAUUCCUGGUGGAGAUGACGGAGAAGGGAUUUUUGCCAGAAUCGUCUGCAUUUUCAAUGCUUGCUGAAGGUCUUAUUACUCUAGGCAUGGAGCAGAGACUUAACAGGCUUGUUGAACUGGUCAUGGAAAAGGCCGGUUUCAGCGAGAAUGAGUUUGCAAUGGUAAAAGGCUUUCUCAAAAUUCGCAAAUUUCAUGAUGCUCUGACUAACUUUUAUCGAACGCUGCAUAGCCGAAGGCUUGCAAAAGGUUAUAGGAAGUAGUUGUCUUCAACACGAUCUACAAAGUUGUGACUCUGAAAACACCUUGAAAGAUUGAGCUCAUCAACAGGGUUCUACAAAGUUGCGACUCUGAAACACCUCGAAAGAUUGAGCUCUCCUUUCUGAAUGUUUCAAAAUCUGAGAACAAACCAUGCCUAUCGGUAUAUUGAUUAUGAGAGAGGUGAGUCUUGGUGUUUGAGAAAAACAUAUCGAAUGAUACAGACUGCAAAGGCAGUGAUGCUGCUAAACUUGCCUGUGCAGUUGGUUUGAUCCAAAUAUUGCUAUGCAGUAAAAUACAGGCAUUUAUACUUCCAUCGAUCCUACUCGAGCUAUUUUUGUCUCAAAUUUUAA
Molecule: messenger RNA, 2916 nt
Organism: Zingiber officinale
Lineage: Eukaryota; Viridiplantae; Streptophyta; Magnoliopsida; Zingiberales; Zingiberaceae
Product: pentatricopeptide repeat-containing protein At3g53700, chloroplastic-like
Exons: 1
Coding region: 280-2568 (762 amino acids)
Molecular function (GO): protein binding
Source: RefSeq, a predicted model, not a curated record